Molecule: messenger RNA, 5921 nt
Organism: Portunus trituberculatus (swimming crab)
Lineage: Eukaryota; Metazoa; Arthropoda; Malacostraca; Decapoda; Portunidae
Gene: Stam
Product: signal transducing adapter molecule 1-like
Exons: 11
Coding region: 116-1849 (577 amino acids)
Biological process (GO): protein transport to vacuole involved in ubiquitin-dependent protein catabolic process via the multivesicular body sorting pathway
Cellular component (GO): ESCRT-0 complex
Molecular function (GO): phosphatidylinositol binding; ubiquitin binding
Source: RefSeq, a predicted model, not a curated record
AGUUACGUGUGGUGUGUGGCUAGGUGGUGUGUGGCGGGCAGGGAAUCGGACGCGUCCCGCAGCGAGUCACUUGACAUCAACAAACUGAAGACAGCUCAGGACUUAUUUCUCAAAAAUGGGGAUAUUUUCUGCCUCCUCGCCCUUCGACCAGUAUAUAGAACGGGCAACAAGUGAGAAGAACACUGGAGAUGACUGGGGACAGAUCAUGGAUAUAUGUGACAAAGUGAAGGAGAGCAACACAGGGCCUAAAGAUUGUCUCAAGUCCUUAGUAAAAAGAUUGAACUCAGAAAACCCGAGGAUUGUCUUGCAGGCUGUAACACUCCUGGAUGCUUGCAUCAACAACUGUGGUCGCAAGUUUCUCCUUGAGGUUGCCAGCAGAGAGUUUGAGCAAGAACUUAGGAAACUCAUCACAAACACACGUGUCCACCACAAAGUCUCUGAGAGACUACGUGAAUGUCUAAAAAAGUGGGCUGAGGUAGAGUUUAAGGGUGACCCCCAGCUAAGCCUCAUUCCAGCCCUAUAUACCAAGCUGAAGCAAGAUGGAUAUGACUUCAAUGUACAGUCUGAUUCACCCAAGAAAACCACAACCAAGUACAGUACAGAUCCAAAUGUGGUGAACAACAAACAAGAGGAAGAUGACAUUGCCCGUGCCAUUCAGCUGUCCUUGCAGGAGUCAGGGGGUAAUGGCUCUUCUACAUCUCAGUCAUCCCGCUCCUCCAAUCUCUACUCCCUAGCCUCAGCUGCCCUCACCAGUGAUAGUGCCACAUUGUCUGCCUCUUCCUCCUCUCCUCCAGCCAAGGAACCACAGAAGGCACGCGCACUUUAUGACUUUGAGGCAGCAGAGGACAAUGAACUCACAUUCAAGGCUGGAGAAAUAGUGGUGGUGCAGGACAGCAGUGACCCCAACUGGUGGAAGGGAACCAACCAUCGAGGUGAAGGACUAUUUCCAGCCAACUUUGUCACCCUGGAUCUCAAUGCAGAGACUGACCAGCCACGAUCUGAAAGUGGGAAGAGGGUUUCCUUCUCUGAGUGUGUAGAAGUGACAGAAGUGGAAGGGGCAGGUGGAGCAGAACAGGUGGAGGUGACAGGGGAGGUUGAUGAAGAGAAGAUAGAUAAUCUGCUUCAUGUCUUGCAUGAAGCUGAUCCAACAGGAGAGAGACCAGAUCCACCACAACUUGCCAUUCUUGAGGAGCAAGUUAAUGCCAUGGCCCCAACAAUUGAUGCUGAAUUGGAGCAGAUUGACCGCAAGCAUGCUCAGCUGGCCCGGAUCAGCACUGAUCUUGUGGAUGCACUUGGUCUUUAUCAUCAGCUGAUGCGUGACAUGCCAUCCACAAUGAGCAGCUACUAUCCCAUCCCCAAGAACCCUGUGGGUGCUCCUGGACAGAUGCCAGCCUAUGGAAUCUCACCAACCCCAGGCAUGCCACCACAUCAGAUGUAUGGUGCUCCUGGACAGUUUCCACCAUACAUGAUCCCUCCACCCCCUGGUGCCCCAGUAGGUCCUGGUCACUUCCCCAAUAUGCCCACCUCCAGCACUGCAGGACCCACAAUGCCACCACCACCUCAGACACACUCCAUGCCUGUGUCCACCCAGCCUAUGCCUGGCCCUCAACCACCAAUCACUCAGCCUGUUGUCUCCCAGGCACCAGAGUUCCAGCCAAUGCCUCCAAACAAUCUUGAUGGUUCUGGGGGCAACAUGAUGCCAGGCUAUGGCCACUUCCCUGCUAACAAUCAGUAUGGUCCACCCCCUGCAACUCAGCCCAGUGGUGCCCCUACUGACCAGUCAAAUGGUCCCCCAAAUUCCUUUCCAGCCUACUCCCAGCCACAAACAGUGCAACAACCUCUUCUAUAAACCAUUUUAGCAAAAUUAGACCAGUUAUAUAUGUGUUAAAAGUCUAAUGGUUUGAUAGUCCUUCAGCUAUAUAAUAUAUGGAUUAUUCUUUUACUCAGUAAUUUUACAGAUUUGUACUGCUUAAUCUAGUGUCUAAUUGCAGGCUUCUUGAUGGUUACUGUAUGUGAACAAUUGUAAAGUGCCCUCGUUCUCUGCUCUUAGGAAAAGGAGGUGAGUGAGGAGGACUGAUAGGAAAUGGUUGGACCUUUGCAGUCUCAAAAUAUGAAAUUUCAGCUACUUGUAAUUUACUAAAGAGUGUCUUUCCCUUACCUUAACCCUAAGUGACCAGUUUAUUAAGAAAGAUGCUUACAAGUCAUAUUUGCUUCACAGUCAGCUCCCACCUGGAAGUUGACAGUGCCAUAACAAAUCUUUUAAAUUUAUGGUGAACAUCAUCAGACUGGCAAGUUUUUUACAUUUACAUAGGCUAAAAGUAAGUAGUUAUGCAUUUCCUUAUGAAUGUUAUAUCCAAAGAAUGUAUGUAGAAUUCAAAUGCGUUUAUGAAAAUAAACUUUAAGACGUUAAGAGCAACUCACAAGUAAACACAUUCCUUUCAGUUUUGUUGCUUGACUCCCAUUGGUUGUGUGAGUAAUGCUUCAUAAAGAAGUAAAUAGAAUAAAGUAGAAAAAAAAAUCCUUAGUAAUACUUUAGCUGCACCAAAAGCUGAUAUUUUUGCAAUGAAACUAUGUUUAGUUAUGGGUAGAAAGGUUGGAAGGUAUAGAGCAUCAAUAGCAAGUGAAAAAAUUACAGUAUACGCUCCUACAAAAGUGCAGGACUCUGGCAAAUUGUUCUCCUGCGCAGUGAUGUUGAUUGCAUUGUUCUGCAUCCUGCUCCAUUGGGGUUCUGGUAUUCAAUGGAGUGACUUUUACAGAGGCUAACUAGGGCUGUGCAUAAACCAUAGGUAUCAUUGGCUUAAAGAUUUUUAAUGUUGAAUUAGCCUCUUGACAUAAAUAAGAGUUAAACUUUCAUAUGUAUGGGCAGCUUUUGGAUAUCAGAGUGAACACAUCCUUUGUCAUGGUCUUUUGAUUGCCUGGCAAGUAGAUUGUACAUACAGAGUUUUAUUUAUUUCACAUGUACAUAAAAGUGUAUAGGAAUAACUGAACAUUUGUAAAUUUCAGAUGAUGUUCUCAAGUAAAAUUCUUCUUUGAUACAUGUUCUCUUUUGUGUAUUGAUGUAUAUGCAGUGUGCUAUCACUUUAGUAAGAAUGCUAAUGAGGGUAAGAUGUAAUUUACACACCUGUUGCCUCCACAAGAGUGCAACUUGUGGUUAUGUGAAUAGUGAAACCACCCUUGUAAUACUGUCCUCCAUUGUUCAAGCUUUGAGAUACUCUGGUGGUGUGUUAAUGUGGAAUUGACCAACAUUAUUUGGUGUGUGUGUGUGUGUGUGUGUGCGUGUGCGCAGAAGAUUUAUUGAAAGCUAUUGGAAGCCAUGCCUUAUAUAUGUGGAUCAUCCAUUUUUAAAAUGUCAGUGUCAUCUGGGAGCCUUAGUUUCCAGUGGAAGGGUUGAAAAAGUUAAUUGAACUUUGACAUUUUUCAUCCAUGAACCACACCACUAGUUAGAUUCAGUGUGGCACCACAUCCUCAUCACCCUACAGUGAUAGUGAUCUAGCUUCCACAUAACUUCACAUCCUUGUAUCCUCAAUUUUUGUAUAUGUACCUCAUAAUCAUUUUCAUCAUAAUGGUCCUUCUCUUGUCUCAUCUCCCAUAUCAGUGACACAGCCUCUGAUCAUUUUUUUUUAAACUCGUUAUAUCUUCCAUUCUUCAUGUUUAUUGAGCAUCAGGAGUUUUUUCAAUAAGAUUAUUCAAUUCAAUUUUGUUAUUUUCCUCUUUCUUCUCUUAAUAGAGAAUUGAUUAUAGAAUGUGACCAAAACCAAUUAGAUUUAGCAUUUCCUAUGCUUUUUGUUCACAAGAAUUAUUUGACGACUGAUUAAGCUUAGCUGCUAAUAGCAUGUUUAUUUUCAGUGAUUGUUUUCAUAUCUGAGUAUAUCACAGUUUACAAUAAUAUGCUGCUCUUGAAUUUCAACCAUCUGUGUUAAUUCUUAAUAAUGUAUUAACUACAUCCAUUUUUCCAGACUAAAUUGUUUCUUCUGUUGCUCCAUCUGUUACAUGCCUGCCAUUCUUAAAUAUUUCCUGUUGGUUGAGUGCUGAGAUACUGCCCUGCAGCUGGUCAUUUCAAAUGGGAGGCAUGUCUGAUAUGUAGUCUCUAAUUGCAAGCACACCUCCUUACAAGUGCUGAUAAUGCAUUGGUUUGUAGCAUACCGCUGCUUUGCUUGAAGCAGUACAACUUAAUGUUUAUACUUAUUAUCCUUUGAAUAUGUCUUGCAGCUGUUGAUAUCACUUACAUUUUAUUCAGCGAUAUGAUGGCAGUAAAAUUGUAUUGUUUGUUAUGGCAACUGUCUCACAGCAUCAGUAUGUCUGGUCACUGGCACACUGAGUGAAGUAAAAAUCUGAGACAAAGAAUAAAUAAAAAUAUGAAAAUGGGAGUAGGCAUCAUUGGAUAUACAAGCUUGUGAAACAGAUAUAUUGCUCCCAAAGAUAACCUACCUUGCUCCCACCUCAAAUUGUCUAAUGUCUCAAAGAGGUGUUGCUGCAUUGCCAGUCUUCCAGGGCACUACAGCCUCAGAACUGGCCUACUGAUGUAACCCUACUGAUUUGGCCAUUACCCAAAAAAAGCUGUUGCACAUCAGAUGAUGAUGAUAAUGGUUAUUAUUAUUAUUAUUAUUAUUGUUAUUAUUAUUAUUAUUAUUAUUAUUAUUAUUAUUAUUAUUAUUAUUAUUAUUAUUAUUAUUAUUAUCUUUUGCUUUUGGUGAGGUAUCUCUUGGUGAUAUCUUGGGUAAUUCUUUAACUGAGGAUUAAAUUUAUUAUUGUUAUGAAAGUAAUGUGUAUUGUGGUAAGCAUAUCAUUGUUGCUGCUAUUAUUAUUAUUAUUAUUAUUAUUAUUAUUAUUAUUAUUAUUAUUAUUAUUAUUAUUAUUAUUAUUACUAUUAUUACUAUUAUUUUUUUAUUAUACUAAUUAUGUUGAUAACCAUAAUUGCAUAUUAUGAUUUCUAUCUUCACUAAAUUACAUAUAUUACAUAUUAUCAUAACAUUGGGUGAUUUCCAAGAAAACUAACAGUUCAUUAUUCUUUAGAUGGGUUAUAUAAUUACCUGUUUAACCUGUAAAUGAAAUAUACAUAUUGUAGAUAUAGCAUUAUUGGUAUGAACUUAGUCAUUCAGUUUGUAACAACUCUAUUGAUAUAAUGGGAAUUGCAAUGAUCUUUAAUUGGAGAUGUUUUUUUGUAAUGGGUGUACAUUAGUGGUAGACAAAAUUCCUAAAGGUAUUUUGGGUCUCACUUGAGGUCACAUGAGAAAUGUAUGGUGUGGGCGAUACUAAUAAUUAAUCCAUGAAAGAAAGAUUGACUUGUGGUAUUGAUAUAUUAUAUUUGCUGAUUUAUAAUCAAUAAAAGUUCAUGUACAUUUUUAGCUUGCUUUUUGAAGUCAUGCUUAGAAUUCAACUUAUUUUGUCAUUUAUUUUUAUUUGCAUGUAAUUCUGUUAGUGUCCUGUAGUUGCUUCUUUUUGUCAUCACAACUAGUCACCUGCAACAAGAGUGGAUUCCAUCUCUGUGCCUUUUGGUUUGAAAAGUUGUGUUAUCAACUUUACUUUGGUUAGCAUGAAUUAUCUUUUCAAGCUUUAUUAGAGAGAGAGAGAGAGAGAGAGUGUGUGUGUGUGUGUGUGGUGCACUAGUUUAUAGCAACAGUUAGUUGUGCAGAGGAAGCAUCUGGGUGUUGUGUGUCAAGUGAGUCACAGCAUCAAAACUGUGUAUUUGUUUGCCAAUGCCACUAACUGUACUUUGUGAAGAUACUUUUGUGUUGAAUGUGUUGUUUCCUCAUAGCAAGCAGGUGGCCUUUGGUUCUGACUGGCCUGCUUUUCUCUUGUUGGACUCACAUAAGUUACCAUUUAUUGCAUCAUUUCAUGUUUGAUUUUAUUCUUCUUAUCCUUUUAUGCUACAGGGAAAGACAAACUAUGUUUUUGUUGAAGCAUUAUAAGAUUUCAUGUGA